AAUUUGGUGGCAUGAGAGCGUUAUUUGUGUGAUACGCUUUCACUGAUAAGACAAAACCCGCACCCCCACCUUUCCAACACCCUUCACCUUCACCGACGUACCAAUGAAGCAGCAGAAGCAGAAAACAUGGCCGUCCAAAUUCGAAACUCCUCGCUUCACCGCCCUCCCUUUCGUCAAGAAACACCCCACCCGACCUGACCCCGGCGGACCCAAGAACAACUCCUCGAACCCGCCGCCGUUCCCCGAUCCCUGCGACGACUACCACCGCUGCCACCAAGACUACUCCCAUCUCCCCUACGACGUCCUGAUGAAAAUCGCGGCGACUUUCUCGUGGACCCACCUGCGCACGGCGUCGCUGGUCUGCAAGUCGUGGAACGACGCGCUCCGCCCUUUGAGGGACGCGAUGGUGUUCCUCAGAUGGGGGAAGCGAUUCAAGCAUGGGCGUGGUGGGGUGAAACCCAACUCGGCCAAGGCCCUCGAUUGCUUUCUCAAAGGGGCGGCGCGUGGGUCUACUCUCGCAAUGGUGGAUGCUGGGCUUUUGUACUGGGAGAUGGGGAGAAAGGAGGAGGGAAUUGCUUGGUACAGUAAGGCUGCUCAGCUCGGCGACCCUACUGGGCAGUGCAAUUUGGGAAUUUGUUACUUGCAAGGUGAGACUCCAAACUCCCAACAAGCUGUUAAGUGGCUGUACAAAGCUUCUGUUGCUGGCCAUGUUCGUGCCCAGUACCAACUUGCACUGUGUUUUCAUCAGGGUCGUGGUGGUGUGCAUAAGAAUUUUCAGGAAGCGGCAAAGUGGUAUCUGAAAGCUGCUGAAGGUGGAUAUGUGCGCGCCAUGUAUAACACUUCGCUGUGCUACUCUUUUGGAGAAGGUUUAAUGCAGUCUCAUAGGUUAGGGAGAAAAUGGAUGAAGAGGGCUGCUGAUCGGGGUCACAGCAAGGCUCAGUUCGACCAUGGAUUAAGUCUCUUUUCUGAAGGGGAUAUGAUGAAAGCUGUGGUGUACCUGGAACUUGCGACUCGUGCUGGUGAGAGAGCCGCGAAUCAUGUCAAGAACGUCGUACUUCAACAGCUAUCAACAUCUUCCCGCGAUCGAGCUAUGCUAGUGGUUGAUAAUUGGCGCGCUUUGCCUUCCACGCGUUGAUUCAUCAUACUUUCCACUCGGUCGAAAGGUUAUGUGACCUACCAAAUCCUCAAACCUUAGGGUAAAAGGCAAGCACUCAACUCUUGUCAUAUGUUUUCUAUAAGCUUCACUUCUCCCACUUGUCUCUCAUCUUGAAAUGACAAUAUAUCUGUAAUGUAAUAUAUACCUGUUGUCUUCAUUAAAGACGAGUAAAAUCACCAACAAUAAUAGCUUGA
Ipomoea nil (Japanese morning glory) is the source of this 1350-nucleotide messenger RNA. Its product is annotated as F-box protein At1g70590. Bases 104 to 1135 code for a protein of 343 amino acids. The transcript has 4 exons. The record is from RefSeq and is a predicted model, not a curated record. Lineage: Eukaryota; Viridiplantae; Streptophyta; Magnoliopsida; Solanales; Convolvulaceae. Gene Ontology annotation, molecular function: protein binding.